UUGAGAGACAGAGAGACACAGAGAGAGAGAGAGAGAAGCGUGGUCGGUGGUGUGUGGUGGCGGCGGCGACGGCGGCGAUAGGCGGAGUUGUGCGUCGGGAAUCGAGACGGAUCGGGGUUUCGGGAAGUGGAUCAGUGGUUUUGGUACUGGUUUUGAUAGGUUUUUUUGGUUGAAGUGGUGGGAGAAGUGGGGAUGGUCGUUGUAGAGACGGGGAGGAGAAGUUGGGGUGGUGAUCCAGUGGUUUGGAACGGUGGAGGAGGAGGAGGUGGUGGAUCAUCGGGUGACCGGGCGGUGAUGGAGGCGGAGUAUGUGAGACGGCAUCACCGGCAUGAGACGAGGGAGAAUCAGUGUAGCUCAACGCUAAUCAAGCAUAUCAAGGCGCCGAUCCAUCUGGUUUGGUCGCUGGUGAGGAGUUUCGAUCAGCCGCAGAAGUAUAAGCCGUUUGUGAGCCGGUGUGUGGUGGAGGGGGAUGGGAGUGUUCGGCAGGUCAAUGUGAAAUCUGGGCUUCCGGCGACGACAAGCACCGAGAGGUUGGAGUUUCUUGAUGAUAAUCAGCACAUACUUAGCAUCAAGAUUGUUGGUGGAGAUCACAGGCUCAAGAACUACUCAUCCAUCAUAUCUCUACAUCCCGAGAGCAUCGAAGGCAGACCAGGAACUCUAGUGAUCGAAUCAUUUGUAGUGGAUGUUCCUGAUGGCAACACCAAAGAUGAGACUUGCUACUUUGUGGAAGCCCUGAUCAAAUGCAACCUGAAGUCAUUAGCAGACAUAUCAGAACGCCUAGCAGUGCAGGAUCGGACUGAGCCAAUUGACAAUCUCUGAGCAAAAUUUAUAAAAAGUAAAG
Dioscorea cayenensis subsp. rotundata (Guinea yam) is the source of this 841-nucleotide messenger RNA. RefSeq names its product abscisic acid receptor PYL8-like. The record is from RefSeq and is a predicted model, not a curated record. The transcript is spliced from 3 exons. Bases 193 to 819 code for a protein of 208 amino acids. Gene Ontology annotation, cellular component: nucleus; cytoplasm. Gene Ontology annotation, molecular function: abscisic acid binding; signaling receptor activity; protein phosphatase inhibitor activity. Gene Ontology annotation, biological process: abscisic acid-activated signaling pathway. NCBI's taxonomy places the organism in Eukaryota, Viridiplantae, Streptophyta, Magnoliopsida, Dioscoreales, Dioscoreaceae.